Yarrowia lipolytica CLIB122 is the source of this 1470-nucleotide messenger RNA. RefSeq lists its product as uncharacterized. Lineage: Eukaryota; Fungi; Ascomycota; Dipodascomycetes; Dipodascales. Gene Ontology annotation, molecular function: pantothenate transmembrane transporter activity. Gene Ontology annotation, cellular component: plasma membrane. Gene Ontology annotation, biological process: pantothenate import across plasma membrane. The record is from RefSeq and is a predicted model, not a curated record.
AUGAACUGGCUGAGAAAAAUCAGAGUGUUUAUCUGGGGAGAGUACAAGAGCACGGCCGAGGAGGAGCACCUGUUGCGCAAGAUUGACUGGUUUGUGCUCUCCUUCUGCUGUCUCAUGUACUUUACCAACUAUCUGGAUCGAGCCAAUUUGUCCAAUGCCUUUGUUUCGGGCAUGCGAGAGGAUCUCCAAAUGUACGGCCGAGAGCUCAACAUCGCCAACACGCUCUUCACUGUGGGAUACACGGUGGGUAUGAUCCCCAACAACCUGGCUCUUCAGGUGUUCAAGCCCCGGUACUACUUUCCCUUCUGCACCAUGGCCUGGGGCCUAUUGACUCUGGGCACCUAUGCUGUGACCACAUACAAGCAGAUCUAUGCCAUUCGUUUCUUCCAGGGCUUUUUUGAAGCGUCUACGUUUGUGGGCACCCAUUUCAUCCUGGGAUCGUGGUACAGUGGUAAGGAGUUGGCGAAGCGAACCGCCAUCUUCACAUCAUCAGGGCUCAUUGGCACACUCUUCUCUGGUUUUCUGCAAAGUGCAGUGUUCAAAGGACUCAGUGGGAAAGGAGGACUAGCCGGCUGGAGAUGGCUGUUCAUUAUCGACGCCAUCAUCACGUUUCCCGUGGCUCUCUAUGGCUUUAUUUUCUUUCCAGAUACACCAGCGACGACACAGGCCUUUUAUUUCGACGAGAAGGAGCGCCAGAUGUCUGUCAUGCGACUCCCGCCACGCCCAGACACAAAACUAGACUGGACAGUUGUCAAACGGGUGCUUGGACGAUGGCACUUUUACAUGUUUGGGCUGCUAUGGGGCAUUGCGGGCGAGGUGGAGUCUCCUCCAGCCAACAACCUGUUUGGACAGUAUCUCAAGGCUUCCGGGUGGAGUGUUAUUGAGAGUAACAGGUACCCGAUGGGCGUUUCUGGAGUCGGAGUGGUGGCUACUGUAGUGGCUGCCUCGUACGUGGAUCAAACAGGCAAACACUGGCACGUGGGGGUAGCUGCCGGCCUAGUGGGGAUCGUUAGCACGGUUCUGGUGCUGGUGAACCGUACCCCGACCGUCUUUGCAGGCUACUAUCUGUGUGGAUGUGUCUACAUGGUACAGGCAGCGUUUUUCGCCUGGGCCAACGUGGUGACAGCCAACGACAAGGAAGAGAGAUCGGUGGUGCUCGCCUCUAUGAACAUGAUCUCCAACGCCACCAACGCGUGGUGGAUGGUGGUUUUCUAUGGAGCCGACACCGCGCCCGAGUUCCGUCUGGGUAUGUGGGCCAUGCUGGCCGUUAGUAUAGCUCUGAUCGGCUGGGUUUCUCUAGUUCGAUGGUUGCAGCUGAGAGAAGACAAGCGGGUGGACUUGCACGGCAGUGGAGACGAAUCGACAAGUACAGACUGCGGCGAUCACGAGGAAUACGGCUCCAAGGCGACACGUCUCGACUCGCUGCCGCCGGCGGUGCGCUGCCGGUCACGUGACGUGUCCGCCUUCUAG